GGAUUGGAGAACUGUCAAAUCCGAUUUUUUAAUGGUUCAUUGGCGUUGAAUUUAGCCUUGAAGAUCUGACUCAUGAAUGGUGAAUUUGUGUUACAGGCUAUUCUAAUGUACUGAUAUUAGAAUAAUCCAUAAUGUGCCAUAUGCUGGUGAUACUAACCUAACUUCGUAUUGUACAAACGGCAGACGUCAAGUGUGUUAUCGAAAGCGGCUUUACCAAGUAUUUUUCAUACUUUGCAUUCCACUUUUGCGACUCUAUAUUCUUUAUAUUCACCAGCUUAUUUCUCUGUUUUGACAAUGUACCGGCGCUAUUGAACAAUGAAAUCCCUAAUCCACACACUGUCUCUUCUCCUGUGCCUGCAAAUCACGACAAGCCAAUUUUCUAAGUUUUCUAAAUUUUCCAAGUUUUCACUUGGGAAUUGGCAACGAAUGUGUCCCGAUAUGUAUCCAUACGAAUACAAAGGCUUUGCUCCAAUGGGAAACUACAGUGCAGGAACGUUUACAGAGAUGAGUUCAUUUACAAGUAUCGUCCAUUGCGUGACUGAAUGUUGCCAUGAUCUGACUUGCAACGUUAUUUUGAUGCAUAAUAAUACUUGCUAUCAUGUAUUAUGUAGAAGCAAUAAACUCUGUGCUCCGCUAUAUCGGCCUGACAAAGCUGAUAGCUAUAUUCCACCAACUAUGGUAUUAAUCAGACCUGUAGAAGGAGAUGGCCCAUGGGCAAAUUGGGUCGAAGAUAACGAGGAUACCAGUGCUUUGCUGAUGGCUGCCGCCGAUCAAAAUGAUUAUACAUAUAGAUCUGACAUUAACACCGAGUGUUCAUUUGAUUUGCAAGAAUGUGGAGAGAAUGAGGUUUGUGUAACUGGUGACAAGUCUCAAAAUGGAUUCUGUCAGUGUAUUGAUAAUUACAAGAGAACAUUGCAAGGAAUUUGCAAACCAACGGAUGAGCUCAAUGGUCUCAGGCAGACAGUUACCUCAGAUGUCACACAGGAGUCAAGCACAUCGGUGAAACCUCCAUUAAAAAAACUAUCAGUAUCAGCUGUAUCUAAGGAAGUUCAACUCCCAGAAAAUGAGGCCACAUUAACAGCAUAUACCUACCCGGCAGAACAAGGGAACGAGCAUUAUAAUUAUGUUUGGAGUUUAUUAAGUCAACCAGAAGGGCCACCUGGAACUAUAAUGGAUCAAAAUCGUGUCACAGUAAAGCUUAGCCAUCUUUCCGAGGGCUUAUAUAUGUUCAAAGUCGUUGUUAGCAGUCCUAAUGCCUAUGGAGAAGCAUAUGCAAAUGUCAGCGUUCUACCACCCAAACGAGUAAAUCAGGCACCAAUUGCUGUAAUAUCACCGGAAUCCCAAGUAGUGAAGUUACCUAAUACGGGAGCUGUGUUAGAUGGAUCGGCAAGUACGGACGACGACAAAGUGAUUUCACAUCACUGGGAGUUGCAGAAGGGUCCAAUUGGUUAUCAACCAGAACUUUUAGAUACCCCUACACUUCAGUUGAACAAUCUGAUUGCAGGAAACUAUACUUUCAAAUUAACAGUUGAAGACUCUGAUCAUAUAACAAACUUUACAACAGCUAACAUAACAGUAUUAAAGGUGAUUGAUUAUCCUCCAAGCGCAAAUGCUGGCGAGGAUAUUAUAAUCUAUUUACCUCAGAAUACUAUUACUCUGAAUGGUAAUUUGAGUACGGAUGAUAGAGGCAUUGUCAGUUGGGAAUGGACCAAAAGUCAAUCGGACCAAAACAAAGCUGUUGAUAUGCAGAACACUCGAACGCCGUACUUACAAUUAUCGAAUCUAGAGGAGGGAAGAUAUACCUUUGUUUUGAAGGUAAUGGAUGAUUCGGAACAAUCCUCGACGGCCGAAGUUCAUGUUUUUGUAAAAGCACCAACUAACAAACCGCCUAAUGCCGAUGCUGGGGAAGAUAUAAUUAUUGCUUUACCAGAGACUCACACAAGACUUAAUGGCAGCAAAAGUAAAGAUGACGUCAAAAUAACGUCCUAUCUCUGGGAGCAAGUGAGUGGGCCUAGCAAAGCAGUGAUAGUUGCUACUAACGAGUCCGUUACUAAUGUGACUGGAUUAACUAAAGGAGAAUACGUUUUUAAACUGAUUAUAGUUGAUGAUAAUGGGAAUAAAAAUUCAGACACUGUAAGAGUUACAGUAACACAAAAUAAAAACGCACCACCAAAAGCUAAUGCUGGUGGUGAUCAAGUACUUGUAGAACCUGUGAACAUAAUAGUAAUUAACGGAUCUCAAUCUAGCGAUGACCUAAGGGUUGGCCAAUGGUUAUGGACACGAGAUCCAUCGAGUCUUGCAAUCGGUACUGUGCUUGAGGGAAGUGAUAAAUCACCAAUUUUAAUGCUAUCCGACGUUGUUCCUGGUAGAUAUGUUUUUCGUUUGAAAGUGUCCGAUGAUCAAGGCUUGAGCAGCGAAGAUACUGUUUCAGUGAUUGUAAAACCAGAUACCCGCUUACUGAAUUUGGUUGAAUUAACUCUAAAUAUUGAGGCACGACUCCUUACAAAAUCACAGAACGAUUCUUUGGUAGUAAAACUACAAAUGUUACUCCAUGAUGAAGCUAACAUUGUUGUGCGCAAUAUAAGAGCAGAACCUCGUACCGGCAGAGCUGUUUUAGUGUUUUAUGUAAAUAAAGAUGGAGGAAAGUCAUUGAUGCCUGGACCAGAAGUUGUUCAAAGAUUAAAAGAAAAGUUGAGGCAAGACUCUGGCCUUCUGCAACUAUCAGUAGCCAGUGUAGAAACCGCUGUUUGUCAAAACAAAUGCUCAGGACAUGGUGUCUGCGAUGAAGGAAGUAGGCAAUGUCUGUGCGAAGCCUUCUGGAUGCAGAAUUUAAUUCAAAAGUAUUUUGGUAAUGGUGAAGCUAAUUGUGAUUGGAGCAUUUUAUAUGUUAUAAUAGCCCUACUUUCAUUGGUUAUAUGCUGGGUGGGAUGUAUCUGGGGUUUGAUAUGUUUAAUGCAACGAUUAUGCUUUGGUAAACGACGUGCCAGUCGAACUAAAAAAAAAACAGCACGUUACUCGCUUCUUCAAGGAGAACCUGAAGAUGACCCAAGUACAUAUUCGACUCACAACAAAAUAACGCCAUCAGAUUUUGAUACAGAUUCUGACGAUGUAUUGUUCGAAAGUCGUAAAGGAAAAGUCAGUACUCAUCUUAGAAAUGGUAAAUCCCGAAAUGGAUUUCUGAAAGUAGGUCCUAGAGUGAAAACAUGAGAUCUUAACAUCUGGCAAUGGCGCGGCCCAGUUGAUUAUUAAAAUGUUAAUAAAUAUUGAUGAAUUCCACCAAACAAUACUAGUCAGCUAUGCUAUGGUAGAAGGCAAUCAACGAACUCAAGCAGAGUAACGUUUUGUCAGGACUGACAGUUGAAAACGGGGUAAUAAUUUUGUGGUGUCCACAUAAUGUGGGAGACAUACACGGCUCCUUUAUUGUAUUUUAUAGACGUGAUAUACAAAUAAUAUAUUAAUUAUUAUACAUUUCAAUUAAGAGCUUUUAUUAAAAUAUAAAGAUACGUUGAAUGUUUCGAAAAGUGUGAUCGAUAUAAAGAUUUGGCACAAUACAUUGUGCAAAAGUAUACUAGUACUGAUCAGAAUAUGAGUUCUAAUUUAUGUUGUGUUAACAUAUUCUACCAGUUAAUACUGGUAUACAUACAUUUAAGUUACAAGGAAAUGAAGAAUGUAUUUAUACAAUAUAGAAUAUGUAAAAUAGAAUUGCUUGUGGAGAUUGAA
Messenger RNA from Neodiprion fabricii, 3720 nucleotides. RefSeq names its product dyslexia-associated protein KIAA0319. The record is from RefSeq and is a predicted model, not a curated record. Gene Ontology annotation, cellular component: plasma membrane; cytoplasmic vesicle. The coding region runs from base 316 to 3207 and encodes 963 amino acids. The transcript has 16 exons. NCBI's taxonomy places the organism in Eukaryota, Metazoa, Arthropoda, Insecta, Hymenoptera, Diprionidae.